This is a messenger RNA of Cyclocybe aegerita, 2169 nucleotides long. The record is from the annotation of a GenBank genome assembly. NCBI's taxonomy places the organism in Eukaryota, Fungi, Basidiomycota, Agaricomycetes, Agaricales, Hemipholiotaceae.
AUGGCAAGCUUCGCAGCGCCCGCCUAUCCUACUUCGUAUUCUAUACCCCACCAAUCGCAAUCGCAGGCGAAGACCCAACAGCAGGCACGCGCAGUGUAUCCAUCGAACCCGCAAUGGUCCCAACUACCACCCCCACCGUUUCCGGGCGCGCCGCCGAUGCCUUCGAACGUGGCGGUGAAUCCUCAGCAGUGGAAUGCCGGCUACUGGCAGUACAACCCCGCCUAUAACCCCGCCGCGAACUCGCAGGCGCGGUACGUGCCUUGGAUCCCAAGCCAGCAGUGGAUGCCUCCGCAACAGCAGCAGCCGCACUCCCAGGCUUCCCAGCAGGCCGCUCAGCCACAGCAGCAGCAGCAGCAACAACAACAAGCGUCAUACAACCCAUACAAACGAGUACCUCGACCUCCAAGUGCCGAGUAUCUCGCAACGAAGCUCUCAGACAACCCGUUAGGGCUGACGAACAUGGUGCCAGCUGAGGUACUGUACGAGAGCGGGACGCUGCCCGACGACAUUAAGACGCCGUGGAUCUGGAAUCCCCGGACGCUAGACGACGUUGAGGAGGAGGAGGAUGAGGAAGGGAACAAGGUCCACUAUGGCCACAGGAAUAACACCACGUCGCCUGUUCCGAACCGUCGCUCGACCGAUCCCUCUACGAACUCGACGCCGAAGAUGGAGCUCAAACCGACGUUCUCGACGGGCAUCAUCCGUACGCCGGACCACUACAAGAAGGAGAAGGAGAGGGAAGUGUCAGCAUCGCCAUCGCGCGUGUCAUCCAAGGGCUCGCGGAGCUCUCUCGACUCUCAACUGUCGGCACGGAUGUCGAACCUCAGCACGGGAUCCAGCUCGUUCGGAUCGAUGAGCAGCGCGGCGACGUCGUUCACGUCCAUGAGCUCCGCCUCGCCGACCAAGCGCGACUUCUCGCCGUCGCCCAUGCUGACGGACCAAAUCUCCGAGGAACCGGCGAGCAUGCUCUCCCCACUCGUCAUCGGGUCAACCCCGAAACUCCCAGGUCCGAGCCCGCUGCGGCAGCCUCUACGAGCGCAGGCGACCCACCCUGUGCUCGCGCCAAUCGAGGAAUCGUCAAGCUCUCGCGGCGAGCCAGCGUACCCCAACCCUCUCAGACACGCGGAGACGAUGCCUAACCCGUCGAAGGCAGACCACUGGCGGAUUCCGGACCGAGACCGAGACCGAGAACGUGACCGUGACCGUGAUCUUCGACGAGAAAGUAGCAACAGUACCAGACGCUCGAAGGCUCCAGAGCCGGAAUACUCCCACCAGCAUUAUUCUUCGACGCUUGGAACAAAGCACGCGGUGUUCGUAGCACCACCGGAACCGUCGCGUGGCUCUGCGUCGCCCACAUCGCCGCCUCACAGUGCUGGAUCACGAGCUGCGCCUUCGCCCCAACCUUCACGUUCGAACUCGCGCCGUUCGUCAACGCAUGCUUCGCCGACGUAUCCUUCCAGCGGAAGCCUCAAUUUCACACCGCCGAAUCAGGCUGUUUCUCCACGGCACUCACCCCCGUCGGGUUCAGGUUCGACACGGCCGAGCCCUCCCUCUCGCCGCGAUUCAGCCUCAGCUGCCUCUACAUCUACUACCUCGACUAUCACAGGGCCAUACGGUCACCCGAUGCACGGACAUGCGACCUCGCCACCCCCUCUGGUCCCAACGAAUCCUCUUCCUGACCCACCGCGCUGGAUGCAUGAGCGGGAUUACCGCCAGGCCGACCAGCUCCACUUCCAGACCAACUCUCACACGAAUGGCAUCUCUUCUUCAUACAAUGCCCAAGCUUCGCGCGUUGUAUCCCCUCCUCCUGCCCCACCACCACCGCCUGCUAUUCACCCACCGAAGCCCAAGCCUAUUCGCAAGGGCUUCUGGAACAGGCGCGGCGACCACCUCACCCAGUCGGGCUACAUUGUCUAUGCACCACCACACCGCACCUUCCCUGAGGAGCUCCAGAACUAUCCUGCCGAGGAUGAAGGAUACCAGGACGAGAAGGAGGUAUUCUCGUCCUGUUAUCCGAGGCGGCCGGAGCUGCCAGAUAGCCUGCCCAGGAUGGGCAAGCCUCCCGACAGGCCAUACGAUAGUUUCGUGGUGUAUUUGACACCGGAGGAGGCGAGGAGAGCGAGAGAAGCUGCUAGGCAGAAGUCAGUGGCGCCGCGUUUGGCCGCCUAG